AUGGCUCGCUUGUCCGACAGCGGCAACAUAAAGGAUAAGGACGGCUACAUAGGCGUCCAAGACGCGGACGUGGCGAUGACAUCAACACCAGUGGCCAAGCCGUACCAGGUCAAGUCGCCGCUACUGCGUGAGUGCAUGGCCGAGUUCAUCGGCACCAUGGUACUCAUCCUGUUCGGCGACGGCGUCGUGGCUCAGGUCGUGCUCGGUGAGAACACCAAGGGUGAAUACAUCAACAUCAACUUGUGCUGGGGCCUCGGCGUGCUCUUCGGCAUCCACGCGUCGGGCGGCGUCUCGGGUGCCCACCUGAACCCGGCAGUGACUACGACCCUCGCCAUCUACGGCCGCCUCGAGUGGCGCAAGGUGAUCCCGUACAUCAUCGCUCAAGUACUGGGUGCGUUCGUUGGAGCCUUCAUCGUCUGGGCCGUCUACUGUCCCAUGUUCAACACUAUCGACCCAGAAAAGGAGACCACGCAGGGCGUCUUCGCCACGUAUCCGUCGGCACCUGUUUCCUCACUGAGGUCGUGGCCGACCGCUGUGGCUCUUUUGGUGGUGGCAAUCGGUAUGGCGUUCGGUAUGAACUCCGGCUAUGCUAUCAACCCGGCUCGUGACUUCGGCCCACGUCUCUUCUCGCUCUGCGCCGGCUGGGGCUCCCGCGUCUUCACACUGCGUGACCACUACUUCUGGGUGCCGAUCGUCGGUCCGCUGCUCGGUGGAGCUAUUGGCGGCGGCGUGUACAUCGGUCUGGUAGAGCACCACCACCCACGUGACUACAAGCAUCCGCUUGAGGGUUAG
This is a messenger RNA of Phytophthora infestans T30-4, 792 nucleotides long. RefSeq names its product aquaporin, putative. Gene Ontology annotation, cellular component: plasma membrane. Bases 1 to 792 code for a protein of 263 amino acids. Gene Ontology annotation, molecular function: water channel activity; glycerol channel activity. Gene Ontology annotation, biological process: water transport; glycerol transmembrane transport. The transcript has 2 exons. The record is from RefSeq and is a predicted model, not a curated record. Lineage: Eukaryota; Oomycota; Peronosporomycetes; Peronosporales; Peronosporaceae.